ACUGCGCUCCUUACUUCAUGAGAGAUUGAGCACAACCAUUGAUGAGGACCGGUGAUGAAGUGCUGUACUUGCUGUGUACUGCUAGUCUUGUGUGUUGCUCAAUUCAGGGUCAAAUGUGCUUCAGUGGGAUUAAACACUUUUAAUAUGAAGAUUAGCCACACAUCACAUAGCUUAAACAUGUCUUGGGAGAUGCCAGAUCAACAGAAAAGCAAGCUGUGCUACAGGACCCAUGUGCAGUACCGGAGCCACUGUGAGACUUCCUGGAAGAACAACACUAACAUUUCAAAGUUCUCCUUUGUGCUGCCGGCUCCAGAUAUGAAAAAGAAUUAUGCUUUCAGACUAAGGAUGAGGCUAGAUUGUAUAGACCAGUCCUGGGGAGAAUGGAGUCCAGUGAAAUACUGGAGGAAUGACACAGGACCCUGCAUUACAGAGGUCUCAUUAUUUACAGUAAAGGAUUAUUUGUUGAUAUCGAUGGCGCCAGUGGCAGGUUUCAUGCUUGUUUAUGCAAUUACACAUGAUCGGGUAAGAAGACUUGUCCUUCCUAUAAUUCCAGAUCCAAAGCAUAUCCAAGAGAGAAUUUUAAACAUUGAACAGGUUCAGUGGUGGAGCAACUUUACACAAACAUGUGAAGAUUGCAAGGUAUCAGAAAUAAAGGUUAAUGACAGGGAGGAGGAGAAGACUGAAAUCACUCUCAUCAAGUGUGAUCUUGAUGUUGAUGAACAACUCCCUCAUACUCAUCCUAAUCACAUGGUUCCUGGAAGGCAUAGCUUUGACCUUGCAAAAAAUGACAGCAUGAAUUCCAUUCACUCUUCUGAUACGUCUGAGGACAACAUUGGAACACAAUGUCUGACUACCAGACCAGGCUACAUCAUUAUAUAAAUACUGACUUUGCUUAUUUAAACAUGGUUUAGGGAGAGAAAGUGAAUGAAUGAACAAUUCUGCUGCUAUAUUACUAUGCAAUUGUCUUAAGUUUGUCUACCUAUUAAAUACUAGAUAUGUUUAAAAACUUUUUUAUUUAAA
Tachysurus vachellii is the source of this 1020-nucleotide messenger RNA. RefSeq names its product cytokine receptor like factor 2 (gene crlf2). NCBI's taxonomy places the organism in Eukaryota, Metazoa, Chordata, Actinopteri, Siluriformes, Bagridae. The record is from RefSeq and is a predicted model, not a curated record. Gene Ontology annotation, molecular function: protein binding. The transcript has 6 exons. Bases 55 to 879 code for a protein of 274 amino acids.